CAGAGGGGCUGAUCUGAGGAAACGCGUGUGCGCUGUUUCUUUUCGGGGCCACGCUGAGCCCUCUCUCACACACGGAGUAAAAACAGCAGCGACAAUGCGCAUAGAAAAGUGCUUUUUCUGCUCGGGCCCGGUCUACCCCGGACACGGCAUGAUGUUUGUGAGGAACGACUGUAAGGUGUUUAGAUUUUGCAGAUCAAAAUGCCACAGAAACUUCAAAAAGAAGCGCAAUCCAAGAAAGACCAGGUGGACCAAAGCCUUCAGAAAAUCUGCUGGCAAGGAAUUGACGGUGGAUAACUCACUGGAGUUUGAAAAACGCAGAUGCAUACCAGUCAAAUACAACAGAGAGCUGUGGAACAAGACAGUGGAAGCAAUGAAGAGGGUUGAGGCUAUCAAACAGAAACGAAGUGCUCGGUUUAUCAUGAACAGACUCAAGAAGGGUAAAGAGUUGGAGAAGGCAGAAGCCAUCAACGAAGUCAAGAAGAAUAUCCACCUCAUCAAAGCACCACAUGCAGGAGACUCCAAAAAGCUGGAGGAGAAGAUGGUGCAGAAAUUGGCAGAAGACGUGGAAAUGGAUGAGUAAAUGUCACUUCAUGGCCCAUAUAAACCUUUCUCUAAUGGGACCUGUUGAACAACAACUAGAAAUCAAGUCCUUACAAGCAUCAGUGUCCAGAGACUUUACUCUUCUACGUGGAUCUGUUGAGCAUGCUCUAAAAAGCUGUGCUGUCUGCUACAUUGCUGUGGAGUUCCAUUGGAGCCACUGGAAGAGGAGAUUUAUUUACCCAAAUCCAACUUCAUUGUUUAGGUUGUGUUUUAAAAACACUGCAAAAAUGGCCAACAGUGAAUGCAGUUUGAUUUUAGUUUUUAGUUUCCCUUCUUUAACCUAAUGCCUGCAUUGGACUUGAUUCACUGUUAUACUGAUCCAUUCACUGAAUAAUCCUAAUAACAAUGGAAUUAUCUCUAUAAAAAAAGUUUCCACUUUUGUCCAUGACACUUGUAUUUGUCUAUAUAAUAACUCCAUCUUCUAUCCAUAACAGUAUAAUGACAGUAACAUUAUAAAGUAUGUAAUAAAGUACCAUUGUGUGGUAAACCUGUUAAAA
Astyanax mexicanus (Mexican tetra) is the source of this 1097-nucleotide messenger RNA. RefSeq names its product ribosomal L24 domain containing 1 (gene rsl24d1). The transcript has 6 exons. The record is from RefSeq and is a predicted model, not a curated record. Gene Ontology annotation, cellular component: nucleolus. Gene Ontology annotation, biological process: ribosomal large subunit biogenesis. NCBI's taxonomy places the organism in Eukaryota, Metazoa, Chordata, Actinopteri, Characiformes, Acestrorhamphidae. Bases 95 to 580 code for a protein of 161 amino acids.